Messenger RNA from Knipowitschia caucasica, 3264 nucleotides. NCBI's taxonomy places the organism in Eukaryota, Metazoa, Chordata, Actinopteri, Gobiiformes, Gobiidae. The record is from the annotation of a GenBank genome assembly.
AUGGCAACCAAAGGCAAAGGAAAGUUGUCAAGUUUAUUAGACAAUGACGAUUUGCUUGACAGUUUACUGGAAGAUAAAAAACCGGCAUCCAAAAUGUCAAAUCACAUUUUACCCACGAAUCGCUCAUCUGCGGUUGAUAACAUAUUUAGUAUGCUUGCAGAGGAGGUAAAACAGGACGGAGCAGACAGCGAGAACUCAGAGGUGUCAGAAGCAGAUCCUGAUGAAAUCUUGAAGAACAUAAAGGGCAUUGAUGAUAUGGAGGAUGAACUGCUUGCGCUAAAGAAAAAGCCAAAUUCUGCGCCAGCAAAGUCAACUGUUAAAGACGGGCCGAACAAGAGCGCCACUCUGAAUGGCAAACAAGAGGGACCAGGUAACUCUUCUGCAAAUCAGAAAAAGCCAAACUCUGCGCCAUCUUUAGGAAGGAACUACAAAAACUUUAGCUUUUCCGAGGAUGAUGACUUUCUCCCAGACGAUACAAAGCCCAAAGCCAAGGCUGUGGAAAAGUCUUUGCCAACGUCUCCCAUCUCGCCAAUCCUCAAAAAUAAGACUCAAUCCACGACAAAGAAGCGCUCUGACCUCACGUUCGAUGACAGCAAGGAUGAUUUUAUGGACGUUUUGGGAUUUGAUGGUGAUCACAAUCGAGCGAAGAAAAAAGAGGCUGGGCUAUCGGACGAAAACAAGGAACGGUUUGAUCAGCUCCAGAGACCGCGCACCAAAGUGGAUGACAUUUUGCAGAGCUUGACCUCGCCUCAUCUUCUGGAGCGUCCCCCUACAGGUGAAAGGAAGGAACAGCAACAGGACAGAGGCUCUACUGUCAAAGAGGACGAGCUGACCUUUGGAUCGUACCAGCCCACCCUCGUGUCCACGCCUGAAGGCCGCCAAUCUCGCAGGCAGUCUGUGAGGUUUUCUACUGAGGAUGUAAGUAUUCCUGCUUCAGAAAAGAAGCCAAAGCCCUCCACACCGACCAGGCAGCGUGCGUCUGCAGACUGGCUCGGCCUUAAAACCACCACAGACGACUCCACGCACGACUACGGUGGCCUAGGUAGGACAGAAACUAGGUCUUCCAGCCCACCUGUAGGGGCCCCGUUAGAACGAAGGGCGUCCGUGUCUGGCCCUGUCAAAUCGGCUGCGGAGCCUCUACCAGCGCCCAAACAUGACCUGGUGAAAGUGGCUGUGGCUGAGGCUGAGGUCCCUGUGAGCCAGAAGAAAGAGGAAGAGGAAGAGGAGGAGGAGGACUGGUUAUCUGGAGCUCUGAGCCGGAGAAGAGCUCUGGCUGGGUCCAGACAUGAGGCCAAGACACAAGUAAAGGAGACCCUGGAAGUUACAGCGAAAACAGACACACAUGCAAAUAUAAGUAAACAAGUGACUUCAAACCCUCCCAGGAUCAGAGAAGAUUCGGCUCUCGCUGUCAGGGAGCUCAGUGGAAUUUCUCCCAGCGAAUCGGGCCCCGCAGCUCACUCCACUCCAAUUAGAGAGGAGACAGCAAGGCAGAGUGACAGAACAAUAACGGAAACUCCAAAACCACCAGCUCCCGUCCAACCUCAGAUUUUGCUCUCACCUGACCAUCUGCAGAUGCUACUGCAACAACAGCAGAUGCUACCACCUCCUUUUCCUCUGGGCCUUGUACCCGCAGCUCAGCCAUACGGGGAUCAUCAGUCUCUGCAGGGUCGCGUCCUUCAGCUGGAGGGGCAGGUGAAGCUGCUGCAGAUGAAGCGGGACCAGAGCCAACUGUUACUGCAGAACGUCCAGCUCAGGCACAAGCAAGACACAGAGCUCAUAGAGGAUGCACACAAGGUGCGUGUGAAGCUGCUGGAGGAUUCUUCCGCACAGAGGGAGACGCGGCUGAGGCAGGAGUGCGAGGACUUGAUGGAGAGGCUGGCUGUGCUGACACGAUCCAUGGAACAGGAGCGCUCUGAGUUGCAAGCACAGCACCAGCGCAAACUAGCUCAGGCCCAGCAUGAGCGAGACCGCGAGGUGGAGAGGCUCCGGGACCUUCAGAGCAAAUCCAUCCUAGAAAUGAAAAAAGAUCACGAAGAGCAGAUUCAGCGGCUGAAGAGGUUAAAGAAUGAAGAGAUCGAUGCUGUGACGAGUGCUACUUCUCAGACCAGGUCCCUGAGUGUGGUGAUCGAGCAGAUGGAGCAGUUCUCAUCUCGUCUGGGGGAGCUUUCAUGUCGAGUGGAGAGCACACAUGAUAACACAGCCCACGGUCUGGAGCUCGGGGCGCGGCACAGGGACGAGCAGCUUAGAAUUCUGCAGGAUCGCCUUACACAGCAGCAGAAAUCCAUGUCUGAAGAGAAGGCUUACCUCAAAGAAAUCAUUUCCAGGAUGGACGCUCAGAUCAAUGAACAGCAGAGGCAGCUCGAGAAGGAGCGCUGGAAAGUCUCAUCCGAGCAGGCGAAAGCGGAGUCGACACAAAGGGCCCUUGAAGAUGAGCGACGUUCCCUCAGCAUGCAGAUGACUAUGGAGAGAGAGGAGCUUGAAAGAGCAAAGAGUGCGCUGUUGGAGGAGCAGAAGUCGGUGAUGCAGCACUGUGCAGAGGAGAGGAGGAGGCUGGCAGCCGAGUGGGCCAGCUUCCAUGCUCAGGAGAAGCAGAGACAUGACAGGGCUGAGAGGGAAGUGAGCAGUCUGCUGGAGAGAAGGGAGGGCUCCAUCAUCAGCAUGGCACAGGAGCAAGCAGACCUGAAGCUUCGCAUGGCAGAGUUAAAACAAAAGGAGCUUGCAGUAUCACAAGAGAGGGAAAAUUUGGAUAGACUGAGGGAAGAGCUGGAGAGAGAGAAGGAAAGGAUCAGUGCUACUGCAUUGAGACUGAAGACAAGAGCUCAGGAGGUGGAGGCUUUCAGUAAGCUUGCUGCAGACAAAUUUGACGAAGGGGAGCAAGCGCUGCAUAAGGCCAAACUUGUGGAGGCAGAGCAUGAGGCAAGACUUCGACAUAUCCAUUCUCAAACGGACAAACUGAGACAACAGGAACAGAGAAUCCUUCAGGAAAGAAUGCAACUAGCAAAUUUGGUGAAGGAGCAGCCAAAACCCAGCACACUUGCCUCAGUCCUUCAAAUGCCAACAGACUUCACCCACAUGCCUAGUACACAGCAAAUGGUGGACAUCUUUCCGAAUACUAGUGCCAACUCUCAGGCAAUGGCUUUACAGGCAAGUUUGGCCUUAUGGAAGUACACUGCAGAAAAGGACCGUGAUUUUCUUGAGGAUGAAAAAGCCUUCCUUGAGACCCUAACGAAGAAGUCUUACAGUUCUCUUAAUUGCAAUGAUUAA